Messenger RNA from Homalodisca vitripennis (glassy-winged sharpshooter), 1698 nucleotides. Its product is annotated as oocyte zinc finger protein XlCOF6-like. Gene Ontology annotation, biological process: regulation of transcription by RNA polymerase II. The transcript is spliced from 3 exons. Gene Ontology annotation, molecular function: DNA-binding transcription factor activity; RNA polymerase II cis-regulatory region sequence-specific DNA binding. NCBI's taxonomy places the organism in Eukaryota, Metazoa, Arthropoda, Insecta, Hemiptera, Cicadellidae. The coding region runs from base 380 to 1168 and encodes 262 amino acids. The record is from RefSeq and is a predicted model, not a curated record.
GUUUGUUGGUUUGUUAUUUGUUAAUGUUGUUGUCAUGUUUAUUUUCUUUAGAAUCAUAAUGUAAUAUUUUUGUCGUUAAUGUAACAUAAUUCUUGUUGGCUAAAAUUAUAAUAUAAAAUCGAUAUCGGAUAAUAUAUAAAUUCUUUCGAUAAUAAUCGACUAAGAAGUGAUAGAUGUACCUUAAUUGAUAGCCACCCAAAAAUGUGCUGAAUUUACAACAUGGAUGACAACUCUUUUAAAUGUUCCCUGUGCAGCUAUACAAGCAUGAAAAGUGUGCAAUUAAAAAGGCAUAUGUUAAAAACGCACACAGGAGAGAAAAAAAUUUAAUUGUUCCCUGUGCAACUAUGCAAGUAUAAGAAAAGGGAAUUUACAAACACAUAUGUUAACUCACGCAAGUGAAAAACCAUAUAAGUGUUCCCAAUGCAGCUAUGCAUGUGUUACAAAACGGCAGUUAGAAAAUCAUGUAUUUACUCACACAGAAGAGAAACCAUUUAAGUGUUCCCAAUGCAGCUAUACAAGUGUUACAAAACGGCAUUUUCAAAAUCAUGUAUUUACUCACACAGGUGAGAAACCAUUUAAGUGUUCCCAAUGUAGCUAUGCAAGUGUUACAAAACGGCAGUUACAAAGUCAUGUAUUUACUCACACAGAAGAGAAACCAUUUAAGUGUUCCCAAUGCAGCUAUGCAUGUGUUACAAAACAGCUGUUACAAAAACAUGUGUUUACUCACACAGAAGAGAAACCAUUUAAGUGUUCCCAAUGCAGCUAUGCAAGUGUUACAAAAUGGCAGUUAGAAAAUCAUGAAUUUACUCACACAGAAGAGAAACAAUUUAGGUGUUCGCUGUGCAUCUAUUCAUGUACUCUGAAGGAGCAUCUAAGAAGACAUAUGUUAACACACACAGAAGAGAAACCGUUUAAGUGUUUUCUGUGCACCUAUUCUUGUACUCAGAAGGUGUAUCUAAGAAAACAUAUGUUAACUCAUACAGGCGAGAAACCAUUUAAGUGUUCCUUGUGUGAUUAUGGAAGUAUUGUGAUAAGUAAUGUACGUAGGCAUAUGUUAACACACACAGGUGAGAAAUCAUUUAAGUGUUUCCUUUGCAUGUAUUCAUGCACUCAGAAGGGGCAUCUAAGAAGACAUAUGUUAACUCAUACAGAAGAGAAACCGUUCUAAGUGUUCCCUAUGCAUCUAUUCAUGCACUCAGAGGAUGUGUCUAAAAAGUCACAUGUUAACUCACCAUGUGAGUUAACAUUCAGUGCAUCUGUUAAUGUGCUCAUAAGGUGCAUCUAUAUACUCUUGUUAAGGACUGUACCUGUGCAGCUAUAAGUAUACUUCAAGUUUGGGCUUAAGAAGACAUUUGUUAACUCACACAGUUGAAAAACUAUUUGAAUCGUUUCUGUGCAGCCUUAAGUGUACUGAAUCAGAAUUAAAAGUGCAUACGUUAACUCAUAGGUGAGAAACCAUUUAAGUAUUCCCGGUGCAACUUCAAGUCCAUCAGGGUGAGUUAAGACACCUGUCAACUCACAGGUUAGAAACCAUUUAAGUGGUAGCUGUGCAGUUUUAAGUGUACCUUAAGUUCGUGUUUAAUUAGCCAUAUGUUAACUCACAUAGGUUAGAAAACAUGUUAAUGUUUUGUGUGCAACAGAAUUUACAAGCACUUUUAAUUAGAAUUUAAAAUAUAUUCUCAAACAAUUGAGAAACCA